Molecule: messenger RNA, 666 nt
Organism: Aspergillus fumigatus Af293
Lineage: Eukaryota; Fungi; Ascomycota; Eurotiomycetes; Eurotiales; Aspergillaceae
Source: RefSeq, a predicted model, not a curated record
AUGAACUUCAAAGACAGGUUCAGAAAGGUGUUCCACCGACAUUCCAAUGGCCACUCGAGUUCGAAUUCCAAAAGCAUCUCUAAGUCAAAAUCGAACGGAAAUGGCAAUGGCAUCAAGAUUGAGUACUACAAACGUGGUGAAAUCCCGCCGUCCAAAUUCCGUGGCCCCUUCGAUCCUGAACACCAAAAGAGAUUGGCCGCCUGGUCAUUCGAGGCUGCGCAGGCUGAGCGCCCCCGCGCUUUAGAUCCCCCACUGUCUCCCUGUACAACAUUAUCACAGUACUUGGACCCGCAUCAUGGCGAGAGCGAGGACGAAAGCGUGGCUCCAGACCAGAUCUGCGAGACAGCACCCCCAGAGGUGGGAUUGCUUGACUCUUCCGCCACUGUUUCCCACCACGAGUAUGCUCCGGGUCGACAGGAAGAAUCAUCGGGAUCAUCGUCGUCUACUGCCGUCGAAUCAAGCAGUUAUAGUAAUUCAUCAAUGACCUUGUACUCUGACGAUGCUCGAAUGGAUUCCAUUGCGCAAAUCAAGGAAUCGGUCCGGUACACCUCACCGAUGCUUCGCGCCGUGUCACCACCGCCGCCAACAUCCACAAAGGGGACCUUGAUGCCCUUUUCACCAGAUGAUCUGACUCGAGCGUUGAACGCCGUUCAGAUCUGCUCAUAA